Molecule: messenger RNA, 584 nt
Organism: Tricharina praecox
Lineage: Eukaryota; Fungi; Ascomycota; Pezizomycetes; Pezizales; Pyronemataceae
Exons: 5
Coding region: 125-412 (95 amino acids)
Biological process (GO): mRNA splicing, via spliceosome; P-body assembly
Cellular component (GO): catalytic step 2 spliceosome; U4/U6 x U5 tri-snRNP complex; Lsm1-7-Pat1 complex
Molecular function (GO): RNA binding
Source: RefSeq, a predicted model, not a curated record
ACGACAGCCACGAGCCUGAGCCUCAACCUCACGUUCCCCAGCUCACACGCACCUUCCACCCCACCACGCACCCCACCACGCACCACCACCCCACCACACACACACGAAAACAGCAGCAGAAGCAAUGGCCGAACCCACCACCGCCGCGAUCUCCGAGCCGCUCGACCUGGUCCGCCUCUCGCUCGACGAGCAGGUAUUCGUCAAGCUGCGCGGCGACCGCGAGCUUCGCGGGAGACUCCACGCGUACGACUCGCAUUGCAACCUGGUCCUGGCCGAUGUCGAGGAGACCGUGUAUAUCGUCAACGACGACGAGGAGGAUGAGGAGGGGUUUCAGACGAUAAAGAAAAGCUCUGAGAUGCUGUUUGUGCGCGGUGACUCCGUCGUGCUCAUUUCGCCGCAGGCGCAGUCGUAGCGCUCUCUCUCAAGACCAGUGGGACCGAAGGAAUGGAGGAGGAGGGCACACAUCAAGUUUAUUUCACGUCUGUAAGCCUGUCAAGACUACGAGUACGGUGAACGCCGGCAACAACAAACAACACCAAUACAUAUACCCAUAUCCGUCCGCGCGUCUAGGCGGAGGGAGGGAG